This is a messenger RNA of Python bivittatus (Burmese python), 1848 nucleotides long. RefSeq names its product histone H2A-like. Lineage: Eukaryota; Metazoa; Chordata; Lepidosauria; Squamata; Pythonidae. Gene Ontology annotation, cellular component: nucleosome. Gene Ontology annotation, molecular function: structural constituent of chromatin; protein heterodimerization activity; DNA binding. The record is from RefSeq and is a predicted model, not a curated record.
CCCACCACCCGUCCUGACGUCUCCUUAUUAAGGCUGAUCCGGGCACUUUUCCCCGCCCGCGUGCGAACCGUCUGCGCUGCUGUGAGGGGUUAUUGCAGCCGGCGGAGGGCCGCUCAGUGCUCGUAUAAGGCGCUCUCCGAGAAAUCUGCGUUUAACAGGAUCGUCCACACUUUUUUUUUUAGCGUGCUUUGCGUUCAGCAGCUACGUGGAUUCAUAAGUCACGGCUCUGCCUUUAUUUUCCUAUUCGGACGCCGGAAGGCUCGCCUAGUUACUGGCUGAAGUGUGUUGCGCUAGCUGUACCCGUGUGUUUUUUAUUUGAUUUAUAAUGAUAUGCUGUUUUUUUGGUUCAGAGCGAACGCCGCCGUUACCCUCAGCUGCACGGACCUGUAAAUGGAGUAAAAAUAAAUGCGAAGACCAGCAUGUCAGGGCGUGGUAAGAAGCAUCCAAAACCUGCACUGCCUGUCCGAACCACCAAGACUAAAAAGUCUGGCUUGCAGUUUUCUGUGUCCCGGAUCGGGCGGUACCUGAGACAGGGCCAUUAUGCUGAAAGAGUCAGUCCUGGAGCCUCCGUGUACCUGGCAGCAGUCUUGGAGUACCUGACCGCAGAGGUCAUGGAAUUAGCUGGAAAUGCUGCCCAUCAGAACAAGAAGCAGCGGAUUGGACCCCGCCAUAUCCAGCUGGCAAUAAGGAAUGACGAAGAGUUGAACAAGUUGUUUGCAAAUGUGACCAUUGCUGAAGGAGGGGUUCUGCCCAACAUUCAAGCCCAGCUUCUUCCUAAGAAAACAGCACGGCCUAAAGAAGUCAAAGGGGAUGGUCAGUCCCAGGAAUUCUGAAACAGUCUACCAUCUUCCGAGAACAGACUCUGCUAAAAGGGUAUUACUGGAAAUGUGUUCAGUUUGUAGCCGUUUCCACCACAGUUAUCCCCCAAUUAUACAUGGGGCAACACAGCCCUCAAAAGAUGAAGGAUGCCUGCCUAGCUAUAACCUAAAUGGCCUUUACUUCCUAAUUGGGUGGAGAACUAGUGGCAAACAUCUCUAACUAUUUUCUCAGUGAUCUCCUUUAUAAUAUUGUGGGGCUCUUGAUACAGAAGGCAUAGCUGAUGUCUUACAUUAACCUAGCUAUCAGGUUGACAUCCUCCACAUAUGCAAUUCUUCAAAGUGACAACUUCAGUGGUUUUUCCUGUUUUUUCACCCAGCCUAUAAGUAAAAUGAUUGAUGUUAGCAAAACCAUUUUGAUAUUAAUCAUAGCAUUCAAGGUUUUGCCCUUAAAUUAGCACUGUAAAUUUACUUACUUCCAUUGAGGGUUAUGUUUGUGAAAUAGAACUGUAAACUAGUUAUAUUCUUCCUUGCCUUUAUAGUCUCAGUUGUUAUGAUGUGGGGGACUAUUUUGCUUUUACUUCAUGUACCUUUAGGUUAGUUCCUCACUUAUUAAGUGGUUAUUUGUCAUUGAAUUCAUAACUGAUCAGAAUGACAAUUCUUAUUCCUGAUAGUUGGCCUCUUUCUAAUACAAUCCUUUUAUGUAUUUACUGUAUUUAUGAAUGUAAUUACUUGUUAAUUAAAAAUGUAAUGCAAAUGUGUUCAAAAAGAGCUUGUAACUCAAAAGCAGAAUAUAUGCUUUUCAUGCAGACGCUCCCAAGCUGAAUCUCUGGUAAUCAUAGGUAGAGUUAUAAACAGUACUGGGCUAGGUGGAUCAAUAAUCAUUUUCUCAAAUUGUGCUAAUCCAUAAUGUUGUUUGCUUGGUUCUGGUUAAGUAUGUUGUGUGGAUCCAACCUACUAUGAUUUUUAAACAAACGAUGGCUUGGUACUAAGUGAAUCCUGGCAAUGUAAGAUAUAUUAAAUCAUAUAUAUA